GCACUCGUCCUCAGCUGACACUCUAUUGAGUGGCUAUGGGACCAAGCGGACUUCACCGCAUGGACCUGGAGUAGAAUCUGCUGUAAACUGACACGGCACGCACACACACACACACACACACACACACACACACACACACACACAUCUACACACUUGUAGAAACAAAACACACAAGCAGAGAGGGUUUUUCUUGACCAUGACGGAUACUGCAGCCGAGGAGGACAAGGACCCUGAUAUUGAGCUAUUUGUCAAGGCUGGGAGUGACGGGGAGAGCAUCGGAAACUGUCCCUUCUCUCAGCGCCUCUUUAUGAUCCUCUGGCUGAAAGGUGUAGUCUUCAAUGUCACCACUGUUGACCUCAAGAGGAAACCGGCUGACCUGCACAACCUGGCCCCAGGGACACACCCGCCCUUCCUCACCUUCCAGGGGGAGGUUCUCACUGACGUCAACAAAGUAGAGGAGUAUCUGGAGGAGAUGCUGGCUCCACCAAAGUAUCCCAAACUUGUAGCAAAGAAUCGGGAAUCAAACACAGCAGGAAAUGACAUAUUUGCCAAGUUCUCCGCUUAUGUUAAAAACACAAGACCGGAUAAAAAUCGAGCUUUAGAGCAGAGUCUAAACAAGUCCCUGGCCAAGCUGGAUGAGUAUCUGAUGAGUGCACUACCUGACGAGGUUGAGGCGGGACACCACAGGGGCGAGGGAGAAUCCAAACGCAAAUACCUGGACGGAGACGAACUGACGCUGGCUGACUGCAACCUUCUGCCCAAACUUCAUGUUGUCAAGGUGGUUGCGAAGAAAUACCGGAACUAUGACAUCCCGUCUGAAUUCAAAGGGGUGUGGCGUUACCUCGGCAACGCCUACAACCGAGAUGAGUUCACCAACACGUGCGCAGCAGAUGUGGAAAUCGAGCUAGCCUAUAAGGACGUUGCUAAGAGGUUGGGAAAGUGAAUGCGUCACUAACACAGUCACUGUUGUACCUUUAUCUCCUUUUAGAAAAUCUACUAAAUCAUACUUCUGACGCGCAGCAUACACACUCUUUACAAAGCAUGUGUCGUUUGUAACACCAGUGUGCUGAAAUGUGGUUAAAUGUAGUACAGUGGUGUGGUGUCUCAAAGAAAAGACGAAUGAUUUGUCUUUCUUUUUUUUUUUUUUAAGUUGCUAAGUAGCAUCUCAAGUCUUAUGCCUCUGUAAAAAUACUGACCAUAAAACAAGGGCUGAAAUUGUUUGGCUAUGGUGAUUAUUCCCCUGAUAAUUCUCUAAACAAAUGACAUGAUUUCUAAUGAGGAAAAAAGUUAGCAAUUUACUGUAAAGUGAGAUUUAAAUUCUGCAUGUAAAGAGUUUGGAGGUGUUAUUUCUUUAGCCUUUCCAAAAGCAGUAACAAAAGAGCCAAAGUGUAAGGAAUGGAUUAAACAAUGUUUAUCUGCAUUAAAGGGAUGGUUCGGAGUAAUUUCACCUAUAGGGUCCUUUGCACCAUGACCUCGAGCCAGUCAGCCAGUGUUUGAGCUCUACUAAAGUAUUAGCCUUUCUGCUUCUUAAACGCUAAUAAUUUACCUUGUGAAUUUACAGAUGUAAUAGGAAAAAUGGUACGCAUAAAGCAGCUUUUGAUUUACCUGUCCUCUUUUUUCUGUGGAAUGGAUGAUAUUGUAUUACAUUGCAGAGUCAAAUUCAUAGACAAUAAAGUGUUGUUGGGAAAGCUGUUUGAGAAUGUGUUUCAGCCAAAGUAAUUUGUCUUUUAUUGGAGGCAGCAUCAGCUUUGUAGAUUUUAGAGAUAUGGUGUCUCGCUUCUUUUCACAAAGAGGCAAUGGUUGAAUGAUUGACUUUUACAGUGUUACACCACAGUUUAUGACUGAUCCUUGUCUGGUCUCAGUGUAAUUCAGAUGAAAACUAUACUUUCAAUUUAAUAAAUCAGCCUGUAGUGAAAAGAAAAAGCACC
This is a messenger RNA of Perca flavescens (yellow perch), 1928 nucleotides long. It is a transcript of the gene clic5a, whose product is annotated as chloride intracellular channel 5a. The coding region runs from base 197 to 943 and encodes 248 amino acids. The transcript has 6 exons. The record is from RefSeq and is a predicted model, not a curated record. Lineage: Eukaryota; Metazoa; Chordata; Actinopteri; Perciformes; Percidae.